Messenger RNA from Linum tenue, 4626 nucleotides. The record is from the annotation of a GenBank genome assembly. NCBI's taxonomy places the organism in Eukaryota, Viridiplantae, Streptophyta, Magnoliopsida, Malpighiales, Linaceae.
GAUUAGAGCCACGCCAAUACCAAAUUUCUCUCUCUUACCAUUUUAACGCAAACGAAAGGGAAAAGAGAAACCACUGUGGACAGUUAAAAAUAUAAAACUCUCCUCCUUUCUCACUUCCUCCUCGCACUGGUUCUCUCUGUUCUUCCUGCAUGCCAUUUCAUCUCUACGAAGUGCGGAAGAGGAAGGGUGGGUAGGGAAAAAGGAAGAAUUGCUUGUUGCUCACCAAUAGUUCGUGAAAAAGCCCAGAUGGAAGGAGGGUCCGGGGCCUUCAAUUCUACUCCCUCUCCAGGUUCCUUUGACAAAUCAAGGGUUUUUGAUGUGAAACCCCUUCGUACUUUGACCCCCGUGUUUCCGUCCAAUCCUCAAGGUCCUCCAUUUGUAUGUUCGCCUCCUUUUGGUCCUUACCCGCCCGGGUUUGCUCCAUUUUACCCCUUUUCUCCACAACAAGGAGGCGGUCCUGACCCCAGCCCGCCACCCCAACCUCCAGCAGUGCCACUUCGCUCAUUCCGAGCUCCAGAACCAAGUUCCCAUGAGAAUGGAACAGGUGGUGGCUCUUACUCUGAGCCUCCUAAGCGCGCGGGCCGUCGACCUGCUGUCCGGACUAUCCCUAUUGCCAAAAGGGCAAAGAGGGGACCAGAUGACUUUUUGCUGCCUGCUCCUAAUGACAGUGUUGUUUUGGGGAUCACUCAGGCUCAAAAGGAAGAUGGUGAUAGAGGUACCGUUCUUAGUAUUCUGAUGAGGUUUGAUGCUUUAAGGAGAAAAGUUGGCCAACUAGAGGAUGUGAAGGACUCACAGCAUAACGGAAACGCCAAGCGUGCUGAUUUAAAAGCUAGUGCUAUCUUAAUGAGCAACAGUAUAAGGACCAACACUAAAAAGAGAACUGGACAUGUCCCUGGAGUGGAGAUUGGCGACAUCUUCUUCUUCCGGAUGGAGAUGUGUUUGGUGGGAUUGCAUGCUCAGUCUAUGGCUGGCAUAGAUUAUUUGAUUGUAAGGGGUGAUAGAGAGGAAGAACCACUAGCUACUAGCAUUGUUUCAUCUGGUUACUAUGAUAAUGCUGCAGAUGAUACAGAUAUCCUUAUCUACAGUGGGCAUGGAGGAAGCUCCAACAAGAAUAAGGAGGCAUCCGAUCAGAAGCUGGUGAGGGGUAAUCUUGCAUUGGAGAGGAGUCUGCAGAAGGGGAACGAAGUCCGGGUAAUUCGGGGCCUGAAAGAUGCUAAUAGUCCAACCACAAAGAUUUAUGUUUAUGAUGGACUUUAUACAAUUCAGGAAUCAUGGGUGGAGAAGGCAAAAACGGGUUGCAAUAUAUUCAAGUAUAAGAUUGUUAGGAUGUCUGGUCAACCUGGUGGAUUUUCUGUCUGGAAAUCUGUGGCCCAAUGGAAAGAGUCAGUUUCUUCCAGAGUGGGACUGAUUUUGCAUGACCUCACUUUGGCAGCUGAAACUAUACCUGUUGCGCUUGUGAAUGAUGUUGAUGGAGAGAGAGGGCCUACUUGCUUCACAUAUCUUGCUUCUGUGAGGUAUUCCAAGUCAUUUAAAUUAUCUCAUCAGACUUCUUUUGCCUGCAACUGCCGUAAUGCAUGCCAAUCAGGUGAUGAAAACUGUGCUUGCAUGACAAAAAAUGGAGGGCAAACCCCAUAUAUUGGUAAUGGAGUUCUCGUGUGUAGGAAGCCCUUAGUUUAUGAAUGUGGUCCUACAUGUCCUUGCACAGCUAACUGCAAAAACCGUGUGUCUCAGACUGGUCUGAAAGUUCACUUGGAAGUUUUCAAAACGAAGGAUAGGGGUUGGGGUCUAAGGUCAUGGGAUCCUAUUCGUGCCGGUACUUUUAUAUGUAUAUAUGCCGGUGAAGCGACAAAUAAGGCUAUUAGUGGAGAAGUAGGCGACAGUGGUGAUUAUGUCUUUGAUACAACCCGGGUUUAUGAUUCAUUCAGGUGGAAUUGUGAACCUGGGUUCAUAGAGGAGGAUCUUAUUGACACUAAUGAGGAGUAUGAUAUGCCAUACCCCCUCGUCAUAAGUGCAAGGAAUGUUGGAAAUGUGGCCCGGUUCAUGAAUCACAGUUGUGAGCCGAACACAUUCUGGCAACCCGUGGUGUAUGAGAACAACAGUGAAACCUAUCUGAAUGUUGCUUUCUUUGCCAUGAGACAUAUUCCACCUAUGACAGAGUUGACUUAUGAUUAUGGGACUCCCCGUGAUGAUGUUCCCGGGGGUAGCAAUGGACAUGGAAGGAUGAGAUGCUUAUGUGGAUCGACGAGGUGCAAAGGUUAUUUUGUCUGAUGAUAUCCAUUUUGAUCCGAAACGCACUGCGUUGUCAGUCCUUCCAGUAAUAAGGAUAACUUGCCCAGGAUGUGAUAUCUUUUAGGGCAAACCUACUGCUGUGGCUGUUAUGGGUGAACCAGCGAGCGAUGCAGCGUUGAUUCACGCAAUACCUUCGGUAGGAGCAUUGUGAUGUCUUUUUUCGGUUCUAGUAAUUCCUGCCUGCUAACUCAAACAAGAGGUGUUUUGCUUGUAAUCUUAUGCUUAGGAUUGAAGGUAGUAGGGAAGUGUGUACCAACUUCGGUGGAACUUGUGCAGCUAGAAAUUUUAGUAUCGGUGUAAAACCUGUAUCAAUCUUUCUUCCUCCUCGAACUUUAUUGAUAAGUGAAGCUACUAGAGGCUGCUGUGAUUAGACCAGAGCAUGGAAUGCCAGCUUGUUUCAGGUUAAUCCUCUUUUGCCAUAUCAUGUGUAGAUUCAGUAGUCAAGAGUUUUGGAACAUAAUGAAACAUGGCAGCAAAGCUUCAUUUUCACCCCACACAAACACAUCAAUUAUUAACACACACACAGAACUUGACCUCCAUCUACUAUACCUAUACACACAUUCUUACAACUCCAACCUUUUGAGCAACUGCAGGUUCACAAGCUCAUCCACGAAAUCCUCAAUGUUCCUGUCCGAACUCCCGCCGUCAGCCACAGCAGCUCGAGCCAGAGUCUUCCAUUUCUCCGCAUUCUUUCGAAUCCCUUUGGCCCUCUCUCCUUCCAUCACUUCCACCACGCCCCACUCGAUCUCUUCCAUCCUCGCCAUUGCUUUCUCUUCCCCGUCUCUCUUCCGCACCAUCACUCUCACCCCGACCCCCCACACGUCCUCCACGAACUUGGCGUUGGUCGGCUGGUCGGCGAACUGCGGCACCGUCACCAUCGGCACACCCAUGCUCAGCGCCUCGAUCGUCGAGUUCCACCCGCAGUGAGUCACGAAGCAGCCCGUCGACUCGUGGGCCAGCACCUCCAGCUGGCAGCACCACGUCACCACCAGGCCCCUGUCCGACGUGUCCUCCACGAACCCGGGAGGGAUCUUGUCCUGUUCGGAUUUCCUGACCACCCACAGGAACGGCCGGUCCAGUUUCUCGAGCGCGGCGGCUACUUCCUCGGUCUGUUUGUCGGACAGGCUGGCCACGCUCCCGAACGACACGUAGACGACCGAUUUGGGCUGCUGGGAGUCCAGCCACUGCUUCAGGUAAGUUGGGGAGUGCUGGGGCUUGAACAGGCUGAGGCCGUACUCGUGACACGUGUCGUCGGACGACAGCUGCUUCGCCAGGUAGAUCGAUGGGAUUGUGGGUCCCACCGCCUUGAAUCGUAACUUGUUGCACAUCCAGUGUACUAUCUUUUCUUCAAGGGCAGUGAAAGUGUUGCAGAAGACCCAAUCAGCACCCGCCACGUUGGAAAACUGGGCAGCCAAAAGGGCCAAACACUCGGGCGCGUAUUCGUCAUCUUCAUCAUGAAGAUAAGAAGGCAGGUCAUGGACCGCCAGCGACACCUCCGCCAUACCGUCAACCCGAAACUUCUCCUCCUUGUCGGUAAUCGGAGCUCUGAUUCUGCCUUCGUAAUAACUGUAUAAAAUGGCGUCCACGGCGCAAGGCUGGGUGAAGAAGGAAGCACACGGGAUGUUCAUCUCCCUAGCGACCUCCAGAGCCCAGGGAGCCACCGAGUCGUAGACGAGGCAGGCCGCACCGGAUCCGGUCUCCCUCUCGAUCUCACAAGCCACACGUGGCAGUUCCUUCUUCACCGUUUUGGCGAACCUGUCGAGGAAGCCGAAUCCGCCCGCUUGUACGGCCGGUUCUUCUUCUUCGUCGUCGUGGGUGGAGAGGAAGUGGACGGCGAGGGAGCCGAGUUGGCCUUGGGUCAACUCGGUGGUAAUUUCGGCGUAGACGAUGAGGGUGACUCGGAGUCCUUUGGAGAUGAGGAGGCGGGAGAAUUGGAGGGCUGGGUUGAUGUGGCCUUGGAAUGGAAACGGCAGGAUCAGAACGUGGGGAGGAUUUGGAGUAUUCAUUUUGGUGUUGCUUUGCUGCUGCUUCUUCUGUUGCUCCACCUUCAUUUCUAUUGCUAGUCGUAUGAUGAUGAAAUGCUACUUCUCUGAUGAGUUUUGCUCUCCCUCGACCAAGUGGUUCUCGUGGAGAUAUAUAGAGGAGUGAUGAGCUACCCAAGGGAAUUUAAUUUACGUAUACUUCGGUAAAGUACGAAAGUGUGUUUAUAUGAGUUUUUUCUAGGCUGAAAUUCAGAACGCACAAAUUAUAGGGGAAAUAAAAUUUUGUGUGCAUACAUAUAUUUAACUUGCAUGAAAAAGUGUUUCAAUUUCCGACGGUGCUCUAAUAUGUGUAAGG